UUAGCAGUGAUCCCACUCGCUGCUGUUACUGCUCCUGUAUAUUUACAAGGACUUGGGAAAGAUGGGCUAUUUGUAGGUGAAUUUCUCUCGGCAUCAUCCGUGGAUCUGCCGUGCUCUCGACUUGAAUGUGACUGGCGUGGAAAUUAGCCAGACUUUCAGCUGAAGAAACAAAGAGAUAAUUGAGAGAGAGAGAGAGAGAGAGAGAAAGUUCAGUGACUAGGAGGAGGGAAAGAAAAAGUGGAAGAUAAAAGUGGAGCUGGUGUUUACAUGGGUCUCCUGCUGGGGACUAAAGCACUGUUCCGACUGGAUAGAAGUGCACUGAAGUGGGGGCAAAGUGACUUAAACAGAAUCAAUGGAUCGCCAUCCAAACUUGAUGGCUGUGUGGCUGAAACUGGAAUUGUGUGUCAUCACCAUCCUGUUCACAAAAGGUGAAAUCAGAUGCUAUUGUGAUGGACCACAGUGCGUAGCAACAGGCUACAUGUGCAAGUCCCAGCUCUCUGCCUGUUUUACCAGACUACUGGACCCUCAGAAUGUCAAUUCACCAUUACUUCAUGGCUGUAUGGACACUUUCUCCAAUACAACGGAGAUCUGCCAAUCACAAGGUUCCUACCACCAUAAAGGACACUGGUCACUCUUAGAGUGUUGCUGGGAAGAUAUGUGUAAUUAUAAAGGGCUACAGGAAAUUUUGCUGCAUUCUGCGAAUAGCAUGUCAGACCGACGAGCCAAUAAGUGGACCUCUGGGAACAGGAGCCAGGACUCCCGGCAAGAGGUGAAUGCCAAGGAGAUUUGGUUCAGGGCAGCGGUCAUAGCUGUGUGCAUAGCCGGUGCUUUCAUCCUGGUGCUGCUGGUCAUGUUGGCCCUGCGAAUGCUGCGAAGUGAGAACAGGCGCCUACAACGGCAGCAUGAGCAGAUGAUCUCACGGCUGCACUACAGCUUUCAGAAACCUCCCACUGAAAAGUUCCUGGUGGGGAGCUUGGACCAUGCAGCAAUAGCGACGACAGCCAGAGACCACGAAAACUACUGCAUGGUGCAUAACAAGCACUUGGACUCAUACAGUGAAAAUCUCAACUCAUUUUGUCCUUGGGAUGUCCACAGUGUCCAUAAGAAGCCAACUGUGGUGUGACUAUCACUUUGCCUGGUAAAUCCCCGAGACCCACAGUUAACCAUUGCAAGUUUAAAAUGAGGAACUUGUUUUCACAAAAAUGCGGUCAUGAUUAAUAGUGAAACAAUUGGCACUGAUGUUUUAUUGUUUGAGCUGAUUUGCUGCCAAUUUCGGAGUUGCUGGUUUUGAUGCCCUGCCACUUUUACUUGGAAAUAUUCAUUUAUUUGAUUCAACUGAGUUGGGGGGUGAGUGGGGACAGUGUGGUGUAGAGUGUAAAACUUUCCUCUGAUCUAACUGCCAGACUAUAAACUCCCAAUGAGACCCUGCUAAGUAAGAAUUUCAAAUACUGAUGAUGGAUGAAGCAUAUCAGGUCUAUUUACAGACACAUGCCUGAGCAAUAAAUGUACAACAUAAUUACAGUUUUUGUAAACGUGAUCAUCCUUUUGUAACCUUGAUCUGAUUUCAUUUCAUGCGUUCUGCCUGUGGAAACUCUUCACCUCAUUCUCUUGUGCUGCCGAUUAAGUUCUGUGAAGGGCAUCAUUCGUGCCCAAACCUUUGGGAAUGGGGCUGGGAGCUUGGAAGGCAGUGAGUGACAUGCCACCAUGUCAUUUUGCCAGCAAUAUGGAAAGUGGUUGGUGCGCCAUCUAGUCAGAUCUUGAAUGAUCCACUGCACUAGACAAUUAGAGGCUUCUUCCUGCAGGUGUUGACAUUUUACCAAUCAUUUGGGAUGGGGUGAGGUAGCACCCUCUGUGGUAAACCCUGGUGCCCUCUCACUGGGCUCAUGUUUAAGAAGUCUUUGGCUCAGAUG
Chiloscyllium plagiosum (whitespotted bambooshark) is the source of this 1910-nucleotide messenger RNA. RefSeq names its product BMP and activin membrane-bound inhibitor homolog. Gene Ontology annotation, molecular function: frizzled binding. Gene Ontology annotation, biological process: positive regulation of canonical Wnt signaling pathway; negative regulation of transforming growth factor beta receptor signaling pathway; transforming growth factor beta receptor signaling pathway. NCBI's taxonomy places the organism in Eukaryota, Metazoa, Chordata, Chondrichthyes, Orectolobiformes, Hemiscylliidae. The record is from RefSeq and is a predicted model, not a curated record.